Molecule: messenger RNA, 1562 nt
Organism: Thrips palmi
Lineage: Eukaryota; Metazoa; Arthropoda; Insecta; Thysanoptera; Thripidae
Exons: 7
Coding region: 126-1340 (404 amino acids)
Biological process (GO): SCF-dependent proteasomal ubiquitin-dependent protein catabolic process
Cellular component (GO): SCF ubiquitin ligase complex
Molecular function (GO): protein binding
Source: RefSeq, a predicted model, not a curated record
GUCUGCUGGUCUGCUUGCUUCCGGUUCAGGAUCUACGAAAGUACCUUAUUUUCGGCGAUUCGAAAAGUAUCAUUGAUAAAAAGAUUGUCCACAAAUGUAUCAUCGAUCAAAAUCUGCAAUUUGAGAUGGCCGCCGUGGACCUUUCCGCCCUGCUGCCUGACGAGCUGUGGGUGCGCGUGUUCUCGUUCUUGGACGACGCGGCGACCCUCCUGGACGUGGUGCCGCUGGUCUGCAGGCGGUGGCGUGACCUGGCGGGGUGUCCAGGGAGUUGGGCCAACGUGUCCGUCAUAAGGAACGUGGACUGGUUUAAGGUGCCCGAUCCAGACCUGCGCGUCCUUCUCCACGCCCCUGGCCUGCGUUGCCUGGACUUGCACUGCACUGGCAGGACCUGCGGCGACGGUAGCAACGCGGGACGAUGGCUUGAGGACCACUGGCUUGUGUCGGCGCUGCGUCGCAGCCGCGCCGUGGUGCGACAGGAGCUGCGGCUGUCGGGGUACUUCUGGAGCAACCUCCCCCGGUCGGGUCGGCGCGCGGUGGCCGAGAUGGUGGGGCGGAGCGCGCCGUUGCUGCGCCGCCUCCACGUGACGUUGUCCGAGGAGGACCGCAACGAACCGGAGCCUCUCGACUGCGGCGAGGACAUGACCGACGACGAGAUAUUCGCUCUCCUGGACACGCUACCCGACCCAGCCAUCCCCAUGGUGGAGGCCGUGCUCCAGGUGAAGCGCGUCGAGGUGCUCCAUUUGGACACGGACAUCGACGACCUCAACUGCGAUGCUGAUGGGCCGUUUAUCUACCAACGUGAGCUCUCAGGAAUCUCUCUCCCGAAACUACGAGAACUCGUCAUCAAGGGCAAGUUCGGGCCGGUGCCGACUGCGCUCAUCUCGGACCUGCUGAGCGCCGCGGCAAACACGCUGGAGGUGGUCAAGAUCGGCAAGACCAUCGAGUCCUGGAGCGCCGACGCGAACCUGGACCUGCCCGGCGUGGUGGCGGCGCUGUCCCGCUGCACGCGCGUGCGUGAGCUCGCCGCAGACCGCUUCUGCCUGCCGGCUAUGGCCAGCCUGCCCUCCCUGCAGGACCUGCAGCUCCACGUCCAGUGCAACGAGAAGAGGGUCGAGUCUGCUGGGUUCUUCAGCGAGUGUGUCGCUGCCUGUGAGGCCCUGGCGGCGCUGCGUCGCCUUCGCCUCGUCCUGGACGGCCUGGACAUCCUGGAGGACGACCCCGACGGCCGCUUCGUCCUGCGUAGGUGCAAGAAGGCAUUUGCUGGCUUCUCCCGGCGCCGGCCGGCUGUGGACGCCUCCUGGAGGGUCCUCAGCGAGUGGGACGACCCGUGGCAGUACUAGGGUUUGUGGCAGCACACCUUUUGACAAGCAGCGCCCCCGUGACAGCACCGGAAGAGGACCUUUCCUUUCUGCAUGAAUGUAGCUGAAGCGCACCUUUUAAUUUUAAUGUUUCAGACUGAUCAUGUUAAGGAUUUAUUUUGUCUCAUUAUCAGUCAGAACUGACUUAACAGAAGGUACUGCCUCUAGUUUAACUCUUAAUAAACACUGAUAGUUUCAUUUCUA